Emiliania huxleyi CCMP1516 is the source of this 1173-nucleotide messenger RNA. RefSeq lists its product as hypothetical. Gene Ontology annotation, biological process: regulation of cyclin-dependent protein serine/threonine kinase activity; regulation of transcription by RNA polymerase II. Lineage: Eukaryota; Haptophyta; Isochrysidales; Noelaerhabdaceae. The record is from RefSeq and is a predicted model, not a curated record. The transcript has 3 exons. Gene Ontology annotation, cellular component: transcription factor TFIIK complex; nucleus. Gene Ontology annotation, molecular function: cyclin-dependent protein serine/threonine kinase regulator activity. The coding region runs from base 1 to 1173 and encodes 390 amino acids.
AUGAACUUCGCCGAGUCGUCCCAGGCUCGGCACUGGACCUUCACCGCGGCCCAGCUUGCGUCGAUGCGCGAGACCCGCGUGCGGCACGUCGCUGAGAGGCUCGCAAAGGCGUCGCCGGUGCCCGCCGCCGCCCGGCUGGCGGUCUCCGAUGAGCUGCUGCUGCAGCAGUACUGGCACCACAAGAUGCAGGAGAUGGGCCGCACCGAGAACUCCAACGCGCCCGAGCGCUUCACCCCGCGCGUCAUGACGACGGCACACUACUUCGUGCGCCGCGCGCUGCUCCGCAAGUCGGUCGUCGAGGUGGAGCUGCGCGAGCUGCUGCUCGGCGCGAUCUACCUGGCUGGGAAGGUGGAGGAGGAGCACAUCCCGCUGACGGUCCUCGUCAAGUACUCUCGCCACUUCAAGCAGGAGGAGAAGGAGCAGCCCGAGCGCUCCGCGGCGGGCCGAUCGGCGCGGCUCCUCUCGCUGCUUGGCUACGAGCUGGUGGUCCGCUCGCCCUUCCGCGCGCUCCGAGGGGCGCUCGAGUCCCUGCGCGGCGGCGGCGGCGGCGGCGGUGGCGGCGGCGGCGGCGGCGGCGGCGGCGGUGGCGGCGAGCCCGCUGAGCCUCCCGUCCUCGCUCCCGCGGCGGCCGACGCCGUCGAGGCCUCUGCGCGGCAGUUCCUCAACCUCGCCCUGUGCUCGGACGCGCCGCUGCUGCACUCGCCGCAGCAGAUCGCCCUCGCCGCCAUCGUUCGCGCCGCCGACGCCGCCGGCGCCGAUAUCGACGCGUGGCUCGCGCGCGCAGCUGGGGAGAAGGGCGAGCCGGCGAGCGAGGCGGCGCUGGGGCAGCUGCGGCAGCGGCUCGGCGUGGUCGGCACGGCCGUCGACGCUGCCGCGGGCAUGCCGCCCGUGGGCGCGAUCAAGGACAUCAACGGGCGCUGCAAGUCGCUGAGCAGCGCGCUGCAGGCGGGGCAUCUGCGAGGCGCUGCGCGUCAGAGAGGCUGUCGCCUGAGCGUGACGCGGGCGUCGCGCGACCGAAAGCACGCGCGAGCCGACGAGGCCAUGCGGCGGGCCGAGGCCGAGGCGGCCUCCAACCCCGCCGGCGGCGGAGAUGACGCGCCCUUUGCCAUCCGCAAGAAGCCGCGCGUGACGACAGCGCCAGCCGCUGCAGCAAAGGAGGAGGCGGCCGGAUGA